AUGAGCUCCUUGUAUCCCGAUGAAAGUUAUUGUACGAGUGAUUUGGGAAGGAUUCUGUACCAAUUAAAGACGGAUUGGUCAUGCAACUCCACAGUCACUUCCAUUACCGAAGAGAAGCAUCUCGCUGGCUCGCAUACCGUCUACACAUUAGAAAUAGAGUGUACUCCGGUGACCACUCAACUUGCCAAUGAAUUUUCUCAUAGAAUUUUUGUGCUGAGCACUCGAUUCAAAGAGAUGGCAAAACUCCAUGCAGCUAUCUCGAAACUACACAAACAACUGUAUCUUCGUGGCACUUUUCCAGUCUUCCCACCAGCAAAAUUCAUAGGAUCUGCUGAUCCUUCAGUCAUUCAAGAACGUCGUCACGGUAUUGAAGCCUGUUUAAAUUUUAUAUUCGACAGUGAAGUUCUUCGUAAAUCACGGCUUCUCCACGAAUUCGUUGAGAAAGCCAAAGAGAAAACGUAUACAGCGCACGAAGUUACUGGAAACGAGGUGUUUUACGACAACACUUCUUCAAUUUUGGAUCAACCAAACAACAAUUCCAGCGAUUCCGACUCUCCAAUCCGCGUUUCUCCUCUCGAGCCGACACACGAACAAGCUGGCGACGACUUUCAAUUCCCGGACGUUGCUAUUGCUAGUGAAGUAGGUGGUGGAGAACAACGACCACCUAGAAAAAGUUCGAUGAGACGGUUAUUUCCACGAUUACGAGGAAGUCAUCAUCAAAAUAUUGAAAUCGAAGAGCCCCCUGCGGACUACCUAGUAACAGCAGGGCAGCUAGUGGCAACCGCUCAAAGAGCCGAAGAAGAGCACGCAUAUGAACUGGCUUUUCAAUGCUACAAAAGUGCGGCGAGCAGUCUGAUUCAGGGUGUCCAAAUCGAGAGUGAUAUGACAAAACGAAACGCAGUUCGUCGGAAAACUGCGAAAUACCUCGUAAAAGCCGAGAAACUUUAUCGAACAUAUUUAUCGCUCGACGGUUCUGUAUUCAACUUCGAAGGACUUUUGACUGCUGCAAUGCAGGAUCCGAAUAUUCUGGCGUUCCAAUGCUCAAAUAAAUCAAUGAAAAAUUAUCGAUUUAUUGGAGUUCUUCCAGAACUUGAUGCCGAAAGGAAAGUGAUUUUAGUUGAGGAGACUGUUGGUGAUCCGAGGAAGAAAUAUGUGAUGAAACUCGUUGAAAAAGGAGUGCCGAGUGCUGAAAGUUCGAUUUUUCUACCUACAAACAUUCCACAUAUGGCUCAACUCGUUCAGUUUUUUGAAACGGAAACGCAUAUAAUACUUCUUUUGGAAUUUGUGGAACCUGGAAGAUUAUGGUCAUUUCUGAGAAGAAUGCUGAAUGAAGCUGAAAGUAGGCAUAUUCUGUGGUUGGCUGAAAUGAAAGCCGAUGUUAGAGAUGGAGAAACGACAAGUACAAUUCCAGUCAGAAGAACGAAAAGUGAAGGAAAUUAUAGGGGAAGAAGACUUUUGUUUACUGUCGGAGUUGAUUUUGAAAGAGUUGUAGAAAUGAGAGAUGAAAGUUUUAGCACAGAAAAGCCAUCGGAAGAAGAUCAAAUCAUUUGUACAGUAGGCGAAGAUCCAACUGGUCGUUCUGAUGCUCCAACUGGAGAUUUCACACUUGUUGGUCAUUCGAAGGAAGCAGUGGAGAGCCAAAUUUUCCAAGUGGAAGAAGAGAGUCCGGCUGCUGUUAAAUUUGAUUUUUCCUCAUCGAAAUCUCAUUCGCCACGUGGAAACCGAAUAUCAUCAGAUGACACGAAUCAGAAUUCAGUUCCUUCUACAUCAUCCAAAAAACCAGAAUCUAAGACGGUUUCUGAUGUAAAUAGCAAAGAGAAUUUUCUGAAAAAUCUAUCGAAAGCACUUCAAACUGUACAAAAACAUUUGAGUUCACGAAGAAAAAUAUGGAAUCACUUGGAUCUCCCUGAGGCUCUUGUUGCUCAUUGGUGUGCUCAAAUCGUCUCAUUUUUCUUUGUACUUCACGCUGAACAUCAAGAAUUUGUUGGGGAUUUGAAUGCAGAUGAUAUUUUAAUUGAUGCCGAUGGAAAUCUGUUGAUGACGUAUAUCGGGAGAUGGUAUGAUACGAAUCGACGAAAGAGACUAUCAGAUGGAUACUCAGCUCCCGAAAGUGUUCAAUAUGGUUGGGUGCCGACACCAGAAUCUGAUGCAUGGACACUUGGAGCUUUGAUGUUUGAAAUGCUUUGCGGAAGAUCACUCGCAAAUGCAGCACCACACGGAGUGUUAAGAAAUAUGGAACUACCUAUUCCGGAGAGAUCUGUAGUUUCAUUUGUGGCCAAGGAUCUGCUAAACACACUGUUAGUACCCACACCUGCUCUACGACCAUCGUUUGACGAAAUCCGUGCUCACCCAUUUUUCCGUCAUAUUGAUUGGCUUCUCUACGAUAAUCCAACCUCUUCGUCAACUCCUGCUCCUGCGACGCGAAUUCAAUCUCCUCCAACCCCUCCACCGACUGAAAUUACUAUUACAAAUCAAGAAGAUACUGUAGAAGAAGUCAUACGAAGAAAUUCUGAAGAACCUUCAACGUCACGUGUAUCACCUGCUAGUCGCCGCAUUUUGUUUUGA
Caenorhabditis remanei is the source of this 2565-nucleotide messenger RNA. RefSeq lists its product as uncharacterized. The record is from RefSeq and is a predicted model, not a curated record. Gene Ontology annotation, biological process: protein phosphorylation. Gene Ontology annotation, molecular function: protein kinase activity; phosphatidylinositol binding; ATP binding. Bases 1 to 2565 code for a protein of 854 amino acids. NCBI's taxonomy places the organism in Eukaryota, Metazoa, Nematoda, Chromadorea, Rhabditida, Rhabditidae. The transcript has 10 exons.